Messenger RNA from Knipowitschia caucasica, 831 nucleotides. The record is from the annotation of a GenBank genome assembly. Lineage: Eukaryota; Metazoa; Chordata; Actinopteri; Gobiiformes; Gobiidae.
AUGUCUGCGAGAGACGGCCACAGGAGGAAGGAGGAGAACAAGGAGGAAGAAGAGGAAGAGGAGGAUGGGAAGGAGACGGGGGAGGAGAAGGAGGGGGAGAAGGAGGAAGAAGAUAAGGAGAAGAAAGGAGAGAAGAAGGAAGAGGAGGAGGAGGAGAAGGAAGAAGAGAAGAUGAAAGAAGAGAAGGGGGAGGAAAAAGAGAAGGAGGAAGAAGAGCAGGAGACGAAAGAAGAGGAGAAGGAGGAGGAGGAGAAGAAAGAAGUUGUGGAAAAAGAGGAGGAUGAGAAGAAAGAAGAGAAGAAGGAAGAAGAGGAGGAGAAAGAGGAGUUUUAUGAAGCUGCAGAGACACUUCUACAUCAGGACUGUUCAGACACUGACAAAGGCCACAGGACAUCAGCUCAACCCUCCGCGGCUGGAGGAAGACCACGACCACUCAUCGUCCGCUUUCACUACUACCAAGAGAAGGAGCGCAUUCAGCGUCUUGCAAGAGAGAAAGGCCGACUGGAGUUCCGUGGAAAUCCGCUCCUCAUCUUCCCGGAUUUCAGUGCUGAACUGAACAGACGCCGUUCAGCUUUUAACGAGGUGAAAGCGCUGCUCCGGGGGAACGAUCGAGUUCGUUAUGGUCUGCUCUAUCCAGCUCGGCAGCGAGUGUCCUGGGACGGGGAAACGAAAGUAUUUGACAACCCCAAGAAGGUGUUCCACAGCAGCACGUUGGAUCGCAGAGUCCCUCUCCAUGCCCCGCCCACUCACCACCAAGCCCCGCCCACUCACCACCAAGCCCCGCCCACUCAGCAGGAAGUGGACAGUGACAUGGUGGAGAUCCUGAUCUGA